ACAGAGAGAGAGAGAGAGAGAGAGAGAGAGAGAGAGAGAGAGAGAGAGAGAGAGAGAGAGGGGGGGCAGGCUUCACCUUCAGCGUGGCUGUGGAUGUGAGGAGCUCCUGAAGCCCGCAGAGCUUCUCCCGGACCUGAAAGAAGCGAGCUGCAGCAGACCGAGCACUUUAACACUCCGCAUUUAAGAAGAAAAGCAGCGGACUUUGUCGGUCUUUUCAUCCUCAUUAAUCCUCCUCCUCCAACUGUCUCUCUCCAUAACUCUCUCGGACAGGAGCGUUUCAUGCUCGGAGAGGGAGCGACCUCCUGCUCGGAGCUCGUGCCGGCCUCCCACACUCCCCCGGCGGGCUGAGAGGAGCUGCUGUCCCCGGCGUGAGCUGCUAUGUUGGGGUGAAGUGCGCCGGCAGCGCGGCCGGACACGCGGACGCUGGGAGCAUGGCUCUGCUGCCGCUGGUUCUCUGGGUGCUCACGAGUCUCACCUGCACGGACCUGAUCCAGGUGUCCGCCAACAGACACUCCGUCUACUGGAACAGCUCCAACAUACAUCUUCGCAGGGAAGGCUACACAAUGCAGGUGAAUGUCAACGACUACCUGGACAUCUACUGCCCUCAUUACAAUGACAGCCAGCGCAUGGUGGGCACCGGGGAGCAGUAUGUCCUCUACAUGGUCAGUUACCGCGGUUACAGGAACUGCGACCCGCAGAUGGGCUUCAAGAGGUGGGAGUGUAACCGACCCCAUGCACCGCAUGCGCCCAUCAAGUUCUCAGAGAAGUUCCAGCGUUACAGCGCCUUCUCGCUGGGCUACGAGUUCCAUGUGGGACAAGAGUACUACUACAUCUCCACACCCACCCAUCACCACGGUCGCAGCUGUUUGAGAUUACGAGUGUACGUGUGUUGCUCCACAGCGUCUGAUGCGGACGAUGAGCCAGAGCCCACAGAACCAGACUACACACUUAGACCAGGCCUAAAAAUUGAUGAUAUCGAUGAAUUUAACCCUUUUGUACCCAAGCUGGAGAAGAGCGUCAGCGGAAGCAGCCCAUCGAGGGAUCGCCUAGUCCUCACAGUGACGAUGCUACUCCUGGUUGCUGCCUUUGUCUCCUAGCAACGGCCAUCCCAUCAGUGUCACCAUGCCAACUAGCCUUGGGAGGGUGUACAGUGUCAGCGGGCAGGAGAGGGUCAUUAGGAGAGGAGUAAAGAGGAGAGGUGCAGAUCCCACAAAAAGACCAAAAGGCAAACGGAGAAAGACUUUGAAAUGAGACUUUUCAAAUAUCUCGGUGUGUGAGUUUGAGUGUGUGUGUGUGUGUGUUUGUGUGUGUGUGUGUGAGGGAGCUGAAAGGCCUUCAGGCUCUCACUGACACAGAUUGAGCUUCAUAUGGCUGUGCACGAGAACAGGCCACAGUCUGAGCAUGUGGAAACCUGCACAUUAAUACAAACUGCAGACGAGCUUGAUUUCAUUUGAAGACUGUGGGUCUGAUUGGCUGCAACACUUCCUUUGGGCUAGUUGCUACAAGACACAAAUUGAACUCAAAUGAACUGUUUCCAGCUGAAGUAAAAUCGCCUUUUUUGUUGUUGUUGAUUUGGAGUGGGAACUUGUCUCAGUCCAUGACAGAAGAACAACCACCCGAUGUGUUGGAACUGUGCUGGUCCUGUAGGAAAUCUAGUCAGAGUACCGUAGCUGAUAGUUCACAAACACACCGCUGGACUCCAGACGCCAGAAUUUUCAUUUCCACUCCGCUGUGUCAUCCUGCGCUCACCGUCAGUGUCCAUAUGCAUCUGUAACAGGAGCGGACGCAGUCAGGGGAAAAUAAAGAGCAUUAAAGUGAUGAAUUACUCAGUGAAAAUGGAGGGGAAAAGAUUCAGAUGUGCCAUUGACACAGACACUGCUUGUUGCGGCGUUACUUUUUCCAUCCUGUCUUUGAAAUACUCCAUUAGUCAACUCUGAGGUUAAUGAAACACACAGUGACCCACCUCGGUCUGUACGCUCAGUAAUACCGCCCUCCUCCCAGCUGUCUGGAAAGUCCAAGUACAGGACGAUGAGGCGAGGAAGAGGAGCAGGGAGGAGGGAGGAAGAGCCUCAUCCACGGACCGGUCCAGAGUGGGAUGCCUGGUGUAGCACCCGCUGUGACAUCCGCGUUCAGUCGCUCGUUCUCACCUGUCAAACGAUGAAGGUUUUCUGUUACUCUGUGUGUUUGUGUGUACGUGCCUCAGUGUGAGACCAACAGUGACAAUAUUUGCAGCAGUUACCAUCAGCCUGAAAACACAUCCACAUACUGUACAUCUUUCUUAUAAGUCUGAAAAUGCAAAACUUAAAAAAAAAAAAAA
This is a messenger RNA of Thalassophryne amazonica, 2317 nucleotides long. RefSeq names its product ephrin-A3b (gene efna3b). Gene Ontology annotation, molecular function: ephrin receptor binding. Bases 432 to 1097 code for a protein of 221 amino acids. NCBI's taxonomy places the organism in Eukaryota, Metazoa, Chordata, Actinopteri, Batrachoidiformes, Batrachoididae. Gene Ontology annotation, biological process: axon guidance; ephrin receptor signaling pathway. Gene Ontology annotation, cellular component: plasma membrane. The record is from RefSeq and is a predicted model, not a curated record. The transcript is spliced from 6 exons.